CUGUGGUUGGCUCUCUCAGUCUCCCACUCCGGUGACGUCACGGCCGAUGGCGAGGCCCCGCCCCCUCUCUCUCAGUCACUCUGUGGUUGGCUCCCAGUCGGGUGACGUCACUGCCGAUGGCGGGGCCCUGUCCCUGAAGCUCAGCUCAGCCCAGGCCGGGGACUCAGCGCAGUGCUGCAGCCGCUGCCAUGGAGCUGGAGGACGGCAUGGUGUACCAGGAGGAGCCGGGCAGCUCGGCGGUCAUGUCGGAGCGGGUGUCGGGCCUGGCCGGCUCCAUUUACCGCGAGUUCGAGCGUCUGAUCGCGCAGUAUGACGAGGAGGUGGUGAAGGAGCUGAUGCCGCUGGUGGUGGCCGUGCUGGAGAACCUGGACUCCGUGUUCGCAGACAACCAGGAGCACGAGGUGGAGCUGGAGCUGCUCAAAGAGGACAACGAGCAGCUCAUCACCCAGUACGAGAGGGAGAAGGCCCUGCGCAAACACGCCGAGGAGGUGGGUAGGGGGCUCUCACCGGGGAAAGGGGGAGGGAACCACAUAGUGACAGGGGACACCCCCCUCCCUCCAAUACAGUGUACCCCCUUAUUAUACUGAGUACCCCCCACUAACCAGGGAGGGCACAUAGUGACAGGGGACACCCCCCCUCCCUCCAAUACAGUGUACCCCCUUAUUAUACUGAGUACCCCCCACUAACCAGGGAGGGCACAUAGUGACAGGGGACACCCCCCCCUCCCUCCAAUACAGUGUACCCCCCAUUAUACUGAGUACCCCCCACUAACCUGGGAGGGCACAUAGUGACAGGGGACACCCCCCUCCCUCCAAUACAGUGUACCCCCUUAUUAUACUGAGUACCCCCCACUAACCAGGGAGGGCACAUAGUGACAGGGGACACCCCCCCUCCCUCCAAUACUGAGUACCCCAAACUAACCCAGGGAGGGGGGGCACAUACUGACAGGGGACACCCCCCACCCUCCAAUACUGAGUACCCCCUCACAUACCGAGAGUACCCCCCACCUUCAACCCAGGAGGGGGGGCACACAGCACAGGACACCUCCAAUACAGUGUACCCCCUCAUUAUACUGAGCACCCCCACUAACCCAGGAGGGGGCACAUAGUGACAGGGAACACCUCCCCUCCACCACUGAGUACCCCCCACUAACCAGGAGAGGUGGGGCCACAUAGUGACAGGGGACACCCCCCUCCCUCCAAUACAGUGUACCCCCUUAUUAUACUGAGUACCCCCCACUAACCAGGGAGGGCACAUAGUGACAGGGGACACCCCCCCUCCCUCCAAUACAGUGUACCCCCUUAUUAUACUGAGUACCCCCCACUAACCAGGGAGGGCACAUAGUGACAGGGGACACCCCCCCCUCCCUCCAAUACAGUGUACCCCCCAUUAUACUGAGUACCCCCCACUAACCUGGGAGGGCACAUAGUGACAGGGGACACCCCCCUCCCUCCAAUACAGUGUACCCCCUUAUUAUACUGAGUACCCCCCACUAACCAGGGAGGGCACAUAGUGACAGGGGACACCCCCCCCUCCAAUAUAGUGUACCCCCCCACUAACCAGGGAGAACUCCCCCCUCCAAUACAGUGUACCCCCCACUAACCCAGGAGGGGGGCACAUACUGACAGGGGACCCCCUAAUAUAUAUAUAUAUAUAGUGUAUCCCCUCAUCACCCCUAUUACACUGACUACUCCCAACUAACCUGGGAGGAGGGGGGCACGUACGGACAGGGAACCCCCUCAUUAUAACCCCCCUAUUAUACUGACUACUCCCCUACUAACCUGGGAGGGGCACAUACUGAGCGAAACCCCCUAAUAUAUAGCAUAAAAACCCCCAUUAUACUGAGGACCCCCACUAACCUGGGAGGGGGGUCACGUACUGACAGGGGACUUCCUAUGUAGUGUACCCCUAACAAUAACUCCCAUUAUAUAGAGUACCUCCACUAGCCUGGGAGGGGGGCACACAUACUGACCGGGGACCCCCUCCUAAUCCCCCACUAUCCUGGGAGGGGUGACACAUACUGACAGGGGACCUCCUGCUAUAUAGUAUACCCCCCAAUAAUAACCCCCAUUGUACCGUGUACCCCAAACUAACCCCCAUUAUAAUGAGUACUCUAAACUAACCCCCUUAUUGCACUGAGUGCCCCUACUAACUCUUAUAUGUACUAUGGGGGACUUUCAUAUGCUAAAUUUCCCCUUACUAAAUAUUCUAUGUAAUAUGAGGGGCCCUCUUAUAGAGUAACCCCCUUACUAACACUUCUCUGUACUAUGGCAUACCCUCAUACAGUGCUCACCUAUAUACUAAUUCUUUUAUGCACUUUGGAGUACUGUACCGUCAUACAGUGAACAUUAUUGUAUGAAGUCUCAUGCUCCCACAAUAAGAACUUCCAUACCAAGUGUUGUGCUCACUGUGGGGGACCUCUGUACUAAGUCUCCUAUGUACUGUGAGGGAUGUUUCUAAUGGUAUGGCGCAUCCUAAUGCAGUGAGCCCCACCAUACUACCUACUUACUUCCUAUGUACUAUGGGGGACCUGCAUACAUUGAGUACUUCCAUACUAUGUGUCCAUAGCACCAUGUGCGGACCCUCAGACAGUAACUCCAUACUAAGUCAGCUAUGCACUAUUGGGUAUCCUCUGUGUUCUGAUCCAUGCACUAGGCAACUCCUUACUAUUGGUUCCUACUGAACACAGAGGAUAAGGACCCCUAAAUAUAGGAACCUCUUAUGCACGGAGUCAGGCAACCCAUUAUAUAAUGAUCCCUACCUUCUUUACACCGGGAUUCCCCAUACACUGCGCAUUCUAUAUACCCUGGAGACUUGUAGUUUGUGCUUGAAGGCUCUUGUAUGCUGACUAUCCUUCAUACACGAGUACCUCCAGUAUAUUGGACAUCUUUUAUAUGCCAGCAAUCUCCACAAAGUUUUAUGGACCACGAGUAUCCCCAGUAUACUGGAACCCAUCAUGUCCUGGUCGCCUCAGACAAUAAGGGUCCCUGCAAACUAUAUACAGUAAGGAUCAUCAGUAGAACAUUAUGUAGUGUUUUGUAGCAAGUCAGGAACAAUACAUUUCAUGUACAACUUUAAAAGAUAGACACCAGCAGGGAUUUAUUAGAAAUGUUUACUCCAUGGCAAAACCAGGACUAACUUUCUAUUUAUAUGCUAAUUUAGACUGAGAAUCCUUUAUAAUCCCAUUUUGGACAUAGAUUCUAGAAUAGGACUCAUAACUGCUGCAGAACCUCUUUACAAUCAGGAGCUGUCCAGUGCUAACAUGCAGGUAACUGCCUGCAGCAGCUUUCAAAUUUAUUUACUUUUUUUUUUUUUGUUGUUGUCUCUGUACCCAGACAAUUAGACAACAUGUGGAUGUUUAUUCCUUGUGGCCUGCUUGCUGGUACUCCCCAAAUUUGGUUACACUUUUUUUUUUUUAUCAUACUGAUGUAAGCUGGACAAAGGCAUGUAGCCUAAAACAAGCCAGAGCCCAUUUCAUCCAACAAAGCAAUUAUAUUGUCUUGUGCUAUAAAAUAUGUAGGUCAGGAUUAAUAAAAGACAGGUGCUUUAUUUCUUGUACUUUUCCUUAUGUCCAUGCUUAGCAGGAAUGUUGGCUAUUGUACGUCUUUGCAGAAUAUGCUUUAUAAAAAGAUUAACUACAAUGGGUGCUGGAACCCACCUAAAUGUAGAUUGAGUUAAGAUUCUUUUAAAGGCAGUAUACAACCUUUGUGGGAUUCCACGUUUCAUUCCUUUGACAUCAUCGAUUCAAUUGGUCAUAAGCGAAAUUUGCCAAGUGCACGUUCUUGCUUGUUGCUUAUGGAGUGAUAGUGAAUGAUCCCAAUUGAAUCUCUGUCCAGUGAUCUGAUUAAAACUGAUUGCAAACUUUAAUGUCAUGUGGCAUCAAAACGGCUUAGACUGGCAUAUCCCUAAAUGUCACGAUGAAGCAGUGUCUGUUUUGCCAUGUAGCCCUAAGCUGUUUAAGUGUUGUUUCCAAAGAUAACACCUGUUGGGUUACUAGUGUAUUGCCACAGCUGUUAUUUUAUUUGACAGUGAGAUGCUAAUGGGUAUUAUUCUCUUAACUAGAACUGUGGGAAAAUUAACAAGAAAAUUGCUAAUGUUAAACUAAAAUCGGAAAAUCGUUUAUUUUUCUGUAUUUUUAUACUCUUAUUGUGGCCUUAAAUUUGCAAUUUCUUUUGUCAGUUUUCCAGAAUUCUUGUUUUAAUGAAUAAGCCCAGUCUUUCAAUAAGAUUCUAUUAUGAUUGCCCACUUGUAGGAAUAUUGAUACAAGUCCGGAAGUUACACAAUCCUUUUUGUUUCAUAUUUGGCAAUGGAAGCAUCAUUUUAGUCCUGUUAAUUAACUUUGUAAAAGUAAAUUGUACAUCAUCCAGGCACAGCCAGGCGUAAAGUUUUAUAUUAAACACAAAGUGUGUUUGGACCUGCAAAAACAUAUGGAUUAAUUGGGCAUUAAGCAAUAAGGCUUGGGUAUAUGAUAGCUGUGGUAUCUCUGCCUUUUCUGUUUGCAAAAGGAGGACAUGUCUCCUGGAUGCUGAUAUCUGAUAAGAGAUGUGUGCAGGGGAGAUAAACUUACCUGAAGCUAUCCCUCUUCUGUGCCACCUUCUCUCUCCGCAAACGAAGAUUCCAGGAGUUAAAUUAAGUGCUUUUAAUGUACCAAAACCUUUACAUCUUAAUGGAGAGGUUUUGGUGCAUAGAUACUGUCCAUUUUCUCAGAAUAAACAAAGUAAACUUUGGCAUUUCUGAGAAGUGGCAUUGUUUGAAUUUGUCAUAAAACCUGCUUCACUGGUGGCUGUCGCUGAAUGCUUCCAGUACUGCUCGUAGAGAAGUUCUGGAUGGAGUGCUUCUACAUGAGAAGCAUUUGAUUGACACAGUAAUUGCUUCCUGUGCUCCAAAGGUUCUCAUUGCAUCCAGUUGAGUCAAAUAUCAUCAAUGUGAGGGAUGGGGGGCGGGGGAAUGUUAAAUCAGUACUGUGUAGCAAGGUAUCUUUGAAUGCUCAACAUUUUAAACUUGAAGUGGAUGGGUGACAGUAGCAGAAGUCCACUCUGGUUUCCACUCCUGCCAACCAAGGAACGAAAACUGAGAACUGGUAGAACAUUACCUGAUCUGACACAUCUCGAUUUGUGCUGUAACAUGCAGAAAGAAUGUGGCUUAAACGUGAAUGCAUCCUGCCUGUGCCAAAUGUUCAGUCUUGUGAUGUGUGUUCCAUUAUCACCAUGGUGUAUCCAUAUUCUAAUGGCUUCUUCCUGCAGGAUAAGACAUAAUGUCACAAAGCCCAUGUCAUUUCAUAAAAGUUUCACCUAUGUAAAAGCGUUCAGUUUACUGGCAGGCUGAGUCACAGGGUGCCUGGCACCAUAACUACUGCAGUGUGCUGUAGUGGUUAUGGCAUUUGGUAUCUCUUUAAAUUAUUUUAAAAGUAACAGAUGGUUGCAAUUAGUAUAAAGUUGUGCAGGAUAGGUGUAUGUUUUAACUAGACAUUUUAUGAUGUAUGUGAAAUAGUGACUUUUCUUGUAAACCAGUUUGUAUCUGGGUUUUUGGGCUGGGCAGUGCCUGUUAAUAGAUUGUGGUUUUUUUAAUCUUGUGUGCUGAGUAAUCCAUUAGGAAAGACUGUUUUUAAUAGACAUUGUUAACUCUAAAAUAAGGCCAGAGCUGAAACUGGGUGUCAAAUGUACUCGCACUGUAGUGAGGUGGAAGAGGAACACAGAGCUGCGGAAUCCAGAACUAUCUGUUGAACAAAAGUGCUUUAUGGCUCUUAAAGGGGAAGACAGGCCAACAUUUAUUUAUUUAUCUACCUGUCUUUUUUAAAUGGAUGUUUUGGUGUCGGACAGCUUUUAUUGCUCACUGAAUCCUUAGUCUUUGAAUAAUCUUAUCACAAGAAAAAUUAGUAAUGUGCCUGCAUUCAUUAAGAAACAUAGAAUGUGACGUCAAAUAAGAACCAUUCGGCCCAUCUAGUCUGCCCAAUUUUCUCAAUACUUUCAUUAGUCCCUGGCCUUAUCUUAUAACUAGGAUAGCCUUAUGCCUAUCCCAAGCAUGCUUAAACUCCUUCACUAUGUUAACCUCUACCACUUCAGCUGGAAGGCUACUCAAUGCAUCCACUACCCUCUCAGUAAAGUAAUGCUUCCUGAUAUUAUUUUUAAACCUUUGCCCUCUAAUUUAAGACUAUGUCCUCUUGUUGUGGUAGUUUUUCUUCUUUUAAAUAUAGUCUCCUCCUUUACUGUGUUGAUUCCCUUAAUGUAUUUAAAUGUUUCUAUCAUAUCCCCCCGUCUCGUCUUUCCUCCAAGCUAUACAUGUUAAGAUCCUUUAACCUUUCCUGGUAAGUUUUAUCCCGCAAUCCAUGAACCAGUUUAGUAGCCCUUCUCUGAACUCUCUCUAAGGUAUCAAUAUCCUUCUGAAGAUACGGUCUCCAGUACUGUGUAUAAUACUCCAAGUGAGGUCUCACCAGUGUUCUGUACAAUGGCAUGAGCACUUCCCUCUUUCUAGAGCUAAUACAUCUUCCUAUACAUCCAAGCAUUCUGCUAGCUCGUGAUCACACUUCCAAUGCAAUCCUUAGGAAAGUUGGGAUUAGUAUUGGAUCCAUGUGGGACACUGUUUGCGCAGAUAGCAUUGAAGCCAGUAUGCGUUUGUGCCACAUCCUCAUUAUCAGAGAAAAGAUGGGGUUUAUUUACCAAGCGCUGAUUUGAAAGCUGAAUUUCUAACUGUAGGAUAAAAUAUUAUACUCCAUGACUAUGGCAAUGUGUUACGAUUCCCAGUCUGGCUAACUUGGCCUAAAAUGUCUGUUUUUUUUUUUUUUUUUUGCUCUUCACUAUGGCUCCAUGUUUAGUGAAUGAAUAAAGCCACAUUUAUCACCCUGAAUCACAGGCGGUCCACAUUUUCUUAGUGCCUGCAGUGAUAGCGAAACAUUUUGUAUAUUUUUAGGAUGUUAGGUUUUUGGAUUUUGCAUUCAGCACAGUCUGCUAGGUGCUAACCUUUACUUACUGUAGUGUUAUAUGUGGAUCUCUUAAUUAAUUUCUUUGUUUCCUUUCUUUAUCCCUGUGUGCUCUUUUUAUAAUUCUUUUUUUUCCAGUUUUCAGCCUUUUCCCUGCCUUGUGUCUGCAGCCGCCCCUGCCCACCCUCUUUCCUUUCUUUUCCAAGCCUGUUUGCCAGCAGCCCUGGCGCUAGGUGAGCUGCAGUAACGCUGCUGGUGUAACGUAUCACAGUGGGUGCUGAGCUAAUGAAUGGCUGCCUUUAGUUAUACGUGCUGUGCUAGGGUGUUAUUGUGUCUUAUGAGCUUGAGGUCGGAAUUACCCUGUGCUCUGCUAGGUGAGUCUUACUUCCUUGUUCAUAUCAAAUAUAAAAUGCAUUCCACACUCGGUCUUGAUAUAUAGAGAUUGUUCAUAACAUUGAAAAUAACUUUUCCUACAUGUUUAACUAACCCUGAUCAAGGUGAUCGUCUUUGGUGGUUGGUGAUGGUGCGCAGCCUGGGAUUUUCCAAGACAAUAGAUUGGUUGGGGCCAAUCUUAUGAUGACUGGUGGAUAUAUUGACUGAAUAUAGCUCCAUAUUGGUGGGGCAAAGCUUAGCUGAGUGUGAUGCAGUGAAACAUGUAGUUGUCUUGAAAAAGUCCCGUGGGAGGGACGAAACGCGUAGACGGGUGAAUCGGAUGAACCUACACCUGCUGUGAUUGAGGAGUGAGAGCAGGAAGCGUUUUCGUACUUUGGCGUUUUUUUUUCAUCGGAUGAACUUAUUUGGUAUUGAAGCUGUAACGAGCUGUGGCGGUGAGUGUGUCCUGUAUAUAUCGCGGUCUUUUUUGAAGAUCCCGACCGCGGUAUACUCUACAUCAUUCUGAGGAACCAUCUGUGCCACUUGCUGGACUUUACCAUCUCUCCAAGUUUAUCAUUAUCGCCUCCAGCUUGUUUUAUUCAUUAUUAUUUUUUCUACACGUUCUGUGUAUACACCUCGGUGGGGGGCCCACACCGAGGAAAGGUACUUUUUAUAUCUAUUACAGUAUAUACUUAGUAUAGUAUUACGUGUUAGAAUUGUUAUAUUUGUAUCUGGGUCUGGUAGGGAUGCUACUCUGACACUUUGUUACUUUUUACCUAGUGUCUGAGAUAAUCCUUUUGACCGGGUUACUUCACUCUGCAUUUUUGUGUGAUCAUAUUUGCCUUUUUUUUUUUUUAAGGGAUACAUUGUUUUUUAUCUCAUAUCAGCAGGUCUAGGUCAUCUUUGAUCUGUUUUUUUACAUUUGUUAUUUAUUAUUUAUUUUAUUUUUUGGAAUAAAAUAUUGAUUUAUUGAUUUGUUUACAUUCUUAAUUACCAUAUGUCUUAUGAUUAAAGAGCGCACACGCUUUGUUUAACUUUUGAGCUUAUACUCAUUUUUAGUCGCUGGUGGAUGUGUGUAGCUGCUCUUAUUUUUAUUUUUUUGUUCUUUAUAUGUAUUGCACCUAUAUUGUAUUUUUUAAACAUGUAGUUGUGGUACUGUUCUUGAACUGCAAUUUACCUGCUUUGCAGCAAGUGGUUUGGGCCAUGUAAAAGAUGGAUUUAUGUGCAUUAUUGCCCCUUUCUUUUUAUGGUUGGGGGGAUUGUGAGCGUUAUGUCUGGGUGAAGUGCUGUUUAUCCUCCCUUCUUUUUCUUGUAAACCGAUUUGGGAGUGGUUUGGUUUCCUCGCCAGCAUCCUGUUAAACUAAACAUUUCCUCUCAAAACUCCAUUUCUUUGCCUUUUCUCUUUCUGUAUGGAUUGACCUUAAAAUACUAAAGUAAAGAGGAAAUAGGGCAAGUAACUACUGUGGAUUCAGUUUUAUCGGGGUUAUUUACUAAAUCUGAAAUUUGUUAAAUGAACACUCCAAGUACCAUAACCACUACAGCACACUAUAGCAGUUCUGAACCCCAAUGUAAAUAGUCAAUCAGUUUGACUUUUAUUUGGGGUCUGCUGGGCCCCCAUCCCUACCUCCACUUCAAUGUUGUCUCUAGCAGAAGCUAGAAGUCUGUCUCCCAAACCAGCUAUUUUGGUUUUAAUUUUGUAAUGGUGUAUUCAGUUCACUAAAAUUUGCUGUUUAGUAAUAAGAUCUUGGUUUUCUGUCCAUUUUUGUAAGAGAGGACCAGUAGCUUACUAAAGCCCAAUUCACUAUAAAAGGUUAGAGGCGUUUUAAACUUUAAAGCAAAGUUGAGGAAUUGUUUAGAAUAAGUGCCUUCACAGACUGUGUGCCAAAGACACGUCGACUCCAUGUGGGAAACAUGUGAUUAUCAAUCUCUCCAGUGGUAUCCAGAUCUAACCUUAUUAUACAGUCUGCUUAAUGUAAAGCUCUGCUUUAAUUUAAACCAUUCUGUAUCUGAACGGGUUUAUUUGCGGAACUUUCGGUUACUGCAUAUUUUAGACCCAAGUUCUCCAACAAGCUUUUUGUCCAGUUUAGCUAAUGUAUGUAUAAAAUCCUUAAUUCCCUAUCCAGAUCUAGAUAUUUGCCAAUUUAAAUGAACAGUCAAAGUGCCAUAACCAAUACGGCCUGCUCUAGUGUUCAUGGUUUGAGGACCGUCCUGACGCUGUCCAACAUGUACAGUCGAAGCAUUUUUUAUUAGGGUUCUACAACUUGCCUCUGUCCUGCCAUGAUAGUGUGCCCGCAGCACUGCUACAGGUCUCUGCUGCAAAAGAAUCCAGUUCGCUUUACAGAGCUAUGUUGAACACGCUCAUUGUGUGGCUCUGUGUUUGCAAGGCUUUUACACUGCAGUGAAUUUUGAAUUCUCCUGCAAACCCCCCCUCCCCCUCCCCCCCCCAAAAAAAACCGCAUGUGGCGUUUGUCCUUGGUAGAUCCAAGUAUGUUGUCAUACCAUUCUAAGACUGUUUGACCACUUAUCGGGACAGUGCCAGGGCACUCAGGACUGUAGAGGAUAUGAUGAUGUACCAUAACCACCAGAGGUAAUUGUAGUUGUAUGAUUCUGGAACGACAUUAUUAUUUAUAUAGCGCCAUCAGAUUCCGUAGCGCUGACAUGUUACCAUGUGUACUUUUGCAGCCAGUCAAGUGUGAUGACUGUAGACAAACCGUAGGGUUAUCUGCCACUACAAUGAGAGAUCUUUCUUUUGUGUGAAUAUAAUACAAGGCAGCUAGUUAAUCUAUCCAUUAAAAAUAAAUGAAGUUUCUCGUUUCAGGCGUCUGGGUGGCGCAUGUCAUAUUAUUCACAGAAUAGAAGGAUUAUAUGCUUGUUUUACUUUUAGUUUGUUUCCCCUGUUGGAUAACUAUAAAACAAAUGUCUCUUUAGCAGAAAAAUACUUUGUUCUGUUUUCUUUAUAUUCUGCUUUAUCUUAUCACCAUUCAUGUGACUUGUGAAGGAUUUUUAACUCCACAAUUACUCAAAGCUGCCUGCGAUUGGAAAUCAGUAGAAAAGAUUGCUUCUGUCCUUUUCGAAGGCAAAUGACAUCACUGAUUUAGUCAUUUAUGGACUUUAAGUCACAGCGCAGAUAAUGGAGGGAGUUGUACCAUCAUAAAACUUUGUGUUGAAACCUUUAAAUUUAAAGGGACACUUGUAUUGCUGAGCCAUGUACCAGAUUGUUACAGCAGACAUAAUUGUUAGUUAUGUACUUUGCAAACGUGUUAUUUCUGUUACCCAACAAGGCAUACAUGGGUGUAAAUCACUUUAAUUUGGCACAACAUGUAGGCUCCAGCAAUGAUGUUUAAUUAUUUCAUGCCAAACGGGCUUUUUUCUUCUUCCUUUUUAUUUUUCUUCCCUUUUUUUUAAAGCAGCCAGCAGAGUUUAGGUUAAAAUGCAAGGCUCUGUCUGGGAAUCUGAGAAUUCCAGCAAUACAGUUCCCCACCCCUCCCCUCGCACUGGUAGGCAGAGAUGUGUUAAAGGAAUUUCCUCCCUUGUGAUCACAUGAUUAUAUUAGGAGAGACUUGGCAAUAGACCGUAUUCCAAAUACUAAAUGUGAAUCUGUUAUCAUUUCACCCAACAGUCUCUAUUUAAGUGGGACAGUUCCUGUUUUCAGGCCAAAUCCCGUUGUCGUCGUCGUCCCCCGUCCCCCGUCCCCUUUUUUUUUUUUAAAUCUAAAAUCCCUCUUUUGUAGGAGCUCAGUAUUCUUGGUGUGUCUGAAUGUAUCAUAGAAUCUAUUCUAGUACUCCACAUCAAUAAUACUGCCAGUAAUGUGCCUUUAAACUACAAUAAACGUGUUUUUAGAAAUCGGUUUGUGCAAAGAAGAUAACAUUUGUUCUUAUUUUAAAUAAAUUCAUAAUGCAGAAAUUAUUAGUAAGUUAAGUAACAUUUCUCAAAAGCCCCACCAAUGGGCAUACCGCCACCCCCCCACCCCCCUAAAAUUAAAGUGUCCCUCUUGGUCAAUUUGACAUAUUGGUAGAUAUGCUUUAUUAAUCUUGUUGCCUCUGCUCAUGGAAAUAUGUAUAUUCUCCAUCUCACAUACUCUGCAGCAGUCUGGGACUGUAAAUCCCACUAAUCAUGGGCACAACUAGGGUAAUCGUAACAUCCUCACCUUAACACUACUGAACAUUUACUCUACACAAUCAUUAACCCCUCCACUACCUUAAUCCUUAACGCUGUAAUUUCUGGGUUCUGGAGACAUUUAUAAACUAUUUGACAACUUGAAGUGUUGGUAAGAGGGUACGUUUUCACAUAACGUAGUUUAAAAAUGCCAUAAAACUCAACAAGAGGUUAUUUCCAUCUAUUACUCCUUUUGCUGUCAAAUUAUGGACUACAGUAGUUUAAUGUUCCAUAGCUAGAUAUAUAUAUUGUUACAUUUGGACCCCGAUGCUUGUGUGUUCAACAUGUGUUCUUUAGGUUGCCUGAACAUCUUGGGGGAAAUAUAUUGCGCAAGCAUCAAGGUUGCCAAAUACUGUGUGUGUGUGUGUGUGUGUGUGUGUGUAUAUCUACUUUUAUAUGUGUGGGAGAAACAACACAGAAAGCUGGAGAAUGUAAUUAUCUAAAAGGAAAUGACACAAUGAAUGAGUGUGUACACAUUUUCAAUGUUUGUGUGUAUGUUUGCAUGUGCAUACACGUUUGUAUAUAAUUUACAUACUAGAUACUACGAUGCAAUUUGGGUAACACUAAAACUUUUCGUUUGUAUGGACCCAGCAGUGCAUUAUGGUUUAAUAUAGAUAUAAUGUAUAAAGUGAGGUACCUGACCGCUUCUUCAAAAGGCUUCCCACAGCAAUGCAGUGCAGUUUGCUGUCCGUUUGCCGAUGUCGCAAGGAUGGCACCUUAAACAUGGAGGACAGUGUUGGUGAGGCAAAAUAUUUUAUAAUGAAAUUGGGAGUUUUAGUACGCUAUUUAUGCAGGAUAUGUGCUGCUAAUUGCUAGGACAAAGAGACUGGUUACAUGUAAAUAAAAUGUUUAGUUACCCCAGAUUUCAGCCAGAUAGUGGACGAUAAACUGAGGGAGAACAGGUGUUCGCUGGAUGAAAGAAUGGCCACAUAUGAGGGGGUUUGUGAUGGAGACUGUGAGCCAGACACAGGGGAGGAAGUGGGGAUGGUGCUGGCAGUGAUUUUAGCUGAUGACAGGGCACUAAACACAAAGGGUGAAGAACAGCCCAGCACAGCUACUGUGUGUCUGGAUGUUUCCAGAGAAUGCUAUGGGGUCAUCGCUUGUUCAUCUGAUGCCUGUAUUGCUGACCCCUCUGCCAUCUGGGAAAUGAAAAGGGACGCAUACAGCUAGAAACUAAAAACUGGUCAGUGUGACUUGUGAUGCCAUUCCCCAGCAAUCCUAACCAUGCACACACUAAGCCAUGAAUUGUGCACAAUUACAAAUGAUGCGGUUAAACUAUUUUGCCCUCACAUCUUACAUUUCCCUUGUCAAUAUGCCAUAUUUAUCUUUUUUAGGGGACUCUUCAGGGAAGUUUAGCUUUCUAAAUUGCUUUGUGUGAAUAGUCUGUCCUGUUUUUGUUGUUGUUAUUUUUUUCCCCUUCAUUUUGCAAAAAGUGUAGAUUUCAGUGGAAGUUGGCACAAUUGAAUUUUACUUUUAUAUAAAACCCCCUUGACUGUCGUGCAGACAACCGGUCCUGUAAACCAGCAACAGUAAUUGUAAGUAGUGCACUUAAAGGCACACUGUAGGCACCCAGACCACUUCAGCUAAUUGAAGUAGCCUGGGUGCUGUGACCUUUUUGCACCUAGUGCUGCAAUGUAAAACAUUGCAGUUCCAGAGAACUUAGAGGGCUUCCGGAAUCCAAACUGACUUUUGGUCCGUUAUCCCACGCUGGAUGUCCUCACAGACCUCCAGCGUCAUAUUUUCCCCAUAGGAAAUUCUUGACUAAUGCUUUCCUAUGGGGAGGUCUGAUGCGCGCGGGCGGCCAGUGCUGCUAAUGCUCAUUAGGUCUCCUCUGCCGGCUGACAUCGGCGGGGGAGGAGCGUGGGCGGAACCUGACUCAGCGCCUAGGGACAUCGAUUUAGGCAAGUGACUGACGACUUUGUUUUCCUGGCACUAUAGGAUCCCUUUAAGUUCUUCAAACAGUAAUUAGAUAGUAGCCGCUAUACACUCUAGUGAGUUCCUCUCUUACCCACUACAAAGUAUAUACACAGAAAAAAUAUAGUCACCAAUGUUCGAGAUUAAGAAGCUCAAAACUAUAUCUAUGGGAGUGGAAUGCUAUACAGUAGAGUAAAAAAAAAAGGGGGGUGUACACUUAGCCCAAACAAUUAUAACAUUCAGACAACAGAUCUUGUUACUUCCUGGUUUGGUUAGCUUAGUUGCACUGAGCUCUAGAGGCAGCAAUCACCCAGAGCAACUGACUUGCAAAAGACUUCUCAUUGAGAUGCAUUGGGAUGUCUGUGAUUGGACACCCACAGAAAAUCUGGGUGGGUUUAGAAGGGGAGGGAUUGAAUUCCAGUCUGCUGGUACUGGCCCUGCCCCUCAUCUGCCUCUUUGGCUUACAUCAUCAGAAGUGAUGACCUCAGACAAUCACUAUGUUUUUACACAGGAAAGCAUUGGAUUGGCUGGGAUUGUCAAUUCCGAUGCUCUCAGCCAAGGAAGUGGGCUAGGGACAGAGCCAAACACUGUCCUUGCCAAUCUUCAAUCUACUACAAAAUAACUGCAGGGACUGACUAUACUCACCAGAUCUAAUUAAGCUGUAGUUGUUCUGGUGACUAUAGUUUCCCUUGAAGAAACAGUCUAAGAUAGGAGUAGGAAACCUUUGGCAAUCCAGAUGUUGUGGACUACAUCUCCCCUGAUGCCAUGCCAGCAAUAAUUAUGGCGAUGUAGGCAGAGCGCCGACCCAGCACUGAUGGACAUCAGCGUUCGAAUCGGGAAAGUAAAUAAAGGUGGUGUUUUUUUUUUUUUUUUUUUUUUAAAAACCCUUGACAUGCUGGGCGUGAGGGAUUUUAUAUUCAUAAUACUAUAGAAUCUCUUUAAAAGAACACUUAAGUGUUAGGAAUACAAAGCUUUACCACUAUACCCCACCCCCAGGCCACUUCAAAUAAAAAGGGUUAAAAACCUUAUUAGACGCAUUAGGCUUUCUCUGUAGGGAAGUACUGAUUUAAAGGAACACUAUAGUCACCUAAAUUACUUUAGCUAAAUAAAGCAGUUUUAGUGUAUAGAUCAAUUCACUGUAAUUUAGGAGUUAAAUCACUUUGUUUCUGUUUAUGCAGCCCUAGCCACACCUCCCCUGGCUAUGAUUGACAGAGCCUGCAUGAAAAAAAACUGGUUUCACUUUCAAACAGAUGUAAUUUACCUUAAAUAAUUGUAUCUCAAUCUCUAAAUUGAACUUUAAUCACAUACAGGAGGCUCUUGCAGGGUCUAGCAAGCUAUUAACAUAGCAGGGGAUAAGAAAAUCUUAAUUAAACAGAACUUGCAAUAAAGAAAGCCUAAAUAGGGCUCUCUUUACAGGAAGUGUUUAUGGAAGGCUGUGCAAGUCACAUGCAGGGAGGUGUGACUAGGGUUCAUAAACAAAGGGAUUUAACUCCUAAAUGGCAGAGGAUUGAGCAGUGAGGCUGCAGGGGCAUGUUCUAUACACCAAAACUGCUUCAUUAAGCUAAACUUGUUCAGGUGAGUAUAGUGUCCCUUUAAUGCUCUCCUAUGGAGUUUUUGAAGACUCUGCACAAUGUCCAAUGUCUGGUAGACAACCACUAGAGGUAUUAACUCUGCAAUAUAAACAUUUGUUUCUCCAAAGCUGCAAUGAUUUGGAUUAUAAGGUUAAGGGAACAGGGACAGUGCACACAGACCACUACAAUGAGAGGAAAUGUCCCUUGAAAUCAAACUCUAACAGACACAUUUAGAUUUUCUUUCGAGAGCCAGUGAUUUUGGUAGUCAGUCUUCCGCUGCCCUUGUUUCUGUUAAGAAAUAACAGCGUCCUCUUUGCAAGAAAUUGGUCUUGAAUAUCUGUUUUGCCACUUGUGAAAUGUGAACCGUGUUAUUAAUAAGUCUUCUACUCCAAUCUGAAGAGGCUUCUAGUCUGGGAACUGCCAGAUACAUUGGAUGAUUGUCAUGAGACUGCUGUCUUGUGAUGUUUUUUUUUUAAUUUUUUUUUAUUUUAUUCUUUUCGCAAAAAAUGAAAGAAGUGAAACUGUUGAAUCAAUGUAUGUGGGAAAAAAAAGUUUAAAUAUAGAUGGAAUUUUUAGCUUCAUUUUUUAACCAUCUCAUGAGAGAUUUAUUUUUCUGCCGUUUUGGCAAUUUGUACAAAAAUGUUUAAUACUGCAAUACUGGUUUUGGUGAAAAAAUUGCAUUACCACCAAAUUUCUCUGUAAGCACCAAAACAUUUUUUUUUUUGUUUUGUUUUUUUUUUGUUUUGUUUUUUUUUUAGCUUAAAGGGACACUAUAGGCACCGAUACCACUUCUGCUCAUUUAAGUGAUCUGGGUGCAUAUUCCCAGGUCCCUUAACCCUGCAAAGUUUCCCUUUAUUGAAGCAGUUUUGAUAUAUAGUUCAUGGUUAUUCACGAAUGUUAGAACGAAUUCAACAUGAAUCUCAAAGUUUAAAAACCCCUUCAGUCACUUGCCUGAAUCCAGCGCCGAUGUCCCUCUGUGCUGGGUCAAGCUCAGCCUACGCUCCUCCCCCUGCUGGCAGGAGAGACCUUAUGCAACAAUGACCGCGCUUGCAUUAGGAUUUCCCCAUAGGAAAGCAUUAUUCAGUGCUUUCUUAUGGGGAAAAAUCUGACACUGGAGGACCUCAUGCUGAGCGUGAGGACGGCCAGCGUCAGGUAACAGACCAAAGGCCCGUUUCGAUUCCAAAAGACAGACAGCCACUAGAGGUGGAGUUAACCCUUAGAGGUAAUUAUUGCGGUUUCUCAGAAACUGAGAGCAAUAAUUACCACUGUAGGAUUAAGGGACCUGGGACAUUGCACCCAGACCACCUCAAUGAGCUAAAGUGGUCCCUUUAAGUACAGUGUCCCUUUAAGUCCAAAUUAACAAAAUUAAGAAAAAAAAAUAUUUUGUGUUCAGCUUGGCUACUAUGGCCUUAAAUUUGAACUUUUGUUUGAAUUCCCGGUAGUUCUCCUUUUAUUGAAUAGUGUGUAACCCUGAUAGUGUCUUAUUUUUGUGAUUUAUCAUGUUUUAUUCAUUUUGUUUCUUAAAGCUACUUUGAGAAUUGUUUGUUUUAUUAAUUGGAUAUAUACAGGGUUUUUAAUUUAAAUGAGAAUUGUCAGAAAUGUAAAGUGAAUUUUAAAUUUAAGUCCUUUGAAGUCCCUCCUAUUCUUACAUUAGUGAAAACCCAAUUUUACUCUGUUUUAUGUAUCUGCUAUUACUGGGAGCCAUAGGGCAGAGGUUUUACUCUCAAGCACCUAUACAUUAUGAGUUGGCACCAAAUCAUAGUAAAUUGAAUGGUAUAAUUUAAAGGAACACUAUAGGUUCAGGAUCACAAACUUGUAAUCCUGUCCCCAUAGUGUUAAAACCACCAUUUAGGUGGCUGCCCCCCCUUAAACGGUAAUAAAACGUAGCUUAUUGUCAUGCUCCGCGCAGGUCCCCAUUGGGAAAGCAUUCGAUUGGCUGAAAUCUGCAGGCCGGCUUGGCCAGUCAGCACCUUCUCAUAGAGAUGCAUUGGAGGUGUCCCUACAUGAAAAUGCCAGCAGGGAAUGAUUGUCAUGGUUAUACUCACCAGAACAUCUACAUUAAGCUGCAGUUGUUCUGGUGACUAUAGUGUCCCUUUAACCUAAAAUAGCCAAACUGUGACUUGAACGGAGUUAGAGAUUCCAAAAUCUAUCUUUUAUGCCUAGUGAAUAAAAACAUACAAAAUUAAGCCCAAUGUUCAAACACCCACUACUCCUGGGCAGCGACACUGACCAUAGUACUCAGCCCAAUACAUAGAAUAAAAAAAGUUGCCUGCGCACUAUGCUAAAUCCCUCUGAACAUUGAAAUAACUGUAGGUUUUUAGUGUCACAAAAUUAUUUAAUUAUCUAUAGGGAUUUAGGAUAGUGCCCAGGUAACUUAUUUUAUUUUUUUAUGCUUCGUGAUUAAACCCUAAUAAUAUGUGUCCCUUCCUUUGGCCAUCCUCCUUGUUAUCGAAACUUGAUUGAUGGCUGAUCUCAGCCCUCGUUCCAGACACCUAUUCCAGCAGAUAUUACAGAUCUAUCAAAAUAAUGACGGUGAACUAAACCUUAAAAAAAAAAAAAAAAAAGGCUGAUUUAAAUACUAAACGGUGUGUAUGGCACAGUCAUCUCUUGUGAUUCUAUUAGUUCCAUAUCCUGCCUUGACGGAUAGAAAAGGCUCUGUAUAGUGCAAGUUCUCAUACAAUGGAAACCUUUGAUUCAGAAUUUUCUUUAUCUUAUUGCGUGCCACAGAAUCCUGAGUAGCAUCUUGUGAAGCACACAUUUUGCCUCCAGUAGCAUUUUUUUAAUAAUGUAUUUUAAAAUAAAAAGAAAACCUGCUGACAUGUCAGUGACCUCUACACACUUACUUUAGGAUUUGCAGUAAAACUUUGACUAAUGUAAUAGGAUUUUAAGAGGUAGAAUGUUUUGAUAUCAUUGUGGUUACUGUUAUUUUUUCUUUCCUGUAGAACAAUUUUGUAUUUAUUUAUUUUGUGUGUUUGUGGCAAAACUGUCCUACAAGAAGUGCUUAUAGUUGCUCUAAAGUGCCCGUUUUUAAAUCUACAAUAUAAAUGUAUAAUGUGUUUUUUUUUUUUGUUUUUUUUUAAAGAAAUUUAUUGAGUUUGAAGAUUUACAAGAGCAGGAUAAGAAAGAGCUGCAAGUGCGCGUGGAAAACUUAGAGUCCCAAACUAGACAACUUGAACUUAAAGCGAAGAACUAUGCAGAUCAAAGUAAGACACAGCACAGGCGCUCUCUGUCUAACUGAAUGUACAUGUUUCUCCUAGCCUAGAACUCCUGUCACAAUGACAUACAUGCCAAUGAGAUUUUUUUUUUUCUUUUAUGCUUUCAAGAAUAUUUUGUUUUUUUUUCUCCCUUCCCUGCCCCUUAGUAUACAUCUCCCCUCCCUCCCUGUCCUUUACUGUGUGUCCCCUCCUCCUCUCCCCUCCCUGGUGUGCCUCAUUACCUCUCGCGCAGCGGGCCGUGGUACAGGAGCUUCAAUUUCCUGUACCCGGCCAGACUGACAGGAAGUGCUCUCUGUGAGAGGUACGCUCAACCACGCUACAAUGAGUGACUGGCUGGUAGGGUGAGCGCUGUGUGCUUCCUUCCUGCCAGUUACUCAGCUCUUGCGCCUUAAGACUGCCCCUUGUGCCGCCAUAAUGGAUGCGCCGGCCCUGCGUGCGCUGGGUCACCACUGCCUCUCACAUUGUCUGCAAUAUCGCUAUCAAUAGUGGCCGAUACCGAUAUUUUCCAAAAUCCAGAAUAUCAGUUGAUCCCUAAUACACACACACACACACACCCAGCAGGUUUGGAUAUAAAGUGGUUACACAUUGUUUAGUACCGUACAUUGACUCUUAUGGCUGUAGUCCACUCAGUUUGACUCUUAAUCAUUUCGUUUAAAUCUGGUUAAGAAAGGGGAGAGGGGUUGGUUUACAUAAUGCAGAUUUGCUUUGCAUGGAAAAUGUAAAAAUAAUACUUUCGGGUAUCUUGAUGUUUUGUUUUUUUCAGUGUAAUAUUUUUGUAAUCUAAUAGUUUAUUCUAUUUCCAGUUGGUCGUUUGGAGGAGAGGGAGGCGGAGCUCAAAAAGGAAUAUAAUUCGCUUCACCAGAGGCAUUCUGAGGUGGGUGUGGUCAUAUUCGUAACGAAGAAUCGUUCGGAAAUGCAAAUACUAGUCCGCUAAAAAAAAAUCUUUCAUUUUCUUCUUUGAGACAAAAUGUUCUAUUUUUCUAACUUUUUUUAUUUUAAAGUCUAAAGGUUCUCUGCUAUUGCUUGUGUCACUACUUGUUUGCAAUUUGAGCAGUCAGUGAAAUUGGUCAGUGACAAAUCUUCUCGUGCUCUGCUCGUCUUCCUAUCACAGCUCCUGCAGGGAGAGAAGCUCCUCAAUGUUUCGCUCCUCAAUCUUUUCAUAUAAUAUGACUGCAACAUAAAGUGCAAAAAAUUAAGCAGAUUUACGGCAUAUAUCUACGUACAAAUGUGUAGCUUUCACUUUGUACUUGGAUAUUUCAACAUGUUUCUAACUAUCCAUAUGGCACAAGUAUUUAAGCUAAGCACUUUCUGUGCAUCCAGUUUAACGUAGAGUUUUCAACUUGGUAUGCAAGUGCAUAUGUGCUCGUGCAAACCGUGGACAGGCAAAGCUGUAAACCAAAUAAAAAAUGUGAUUUGCGUUAUAUGUUUGACUACAACACUGUUUUGUUUAUUUUCUAUACAAUAGGCUUUUCAUAUAUUUGAACAGACAGGGAGUGUCACUCUGCAGAACUUCUAGCACAAUGCAUAGAUAGAAUUUACUGCCCUUUAUAAAGGGCAUACAUUGUACCUGGCAUGACGGGUACCCUUUAAGAACUGCAUUGAGCCUAUUGCAGCCUUUUACGUCAAUGUGUUUUGAGGCACAGCAAGUGCAAUCGCAUCUGUUUCCUUGGAUGCAGCUGUGUGCUAGUAAUUUGUUUGGAAAAGGUAAAAGAAUUAAGUGUAUUGUUUAGUCCACUGCUUGGGAUUUCACGGACAUAAUGUAUGGAUUACAUUUUAUAUACAUUCCUAAUAGUGGGAUUACUUGGUUAUCUCUUUGUUUGGCUGUGUUGUAUACAGUAGAGGAAGUUGCAAGCUAGAUUGGAAGCCAAACAAAGUCCACAAGAAAAUCUCAAAAUAUCACUUGAAAACCGACUGCUAUAAUUUAAUCUUAAAACAUGGCCCCUCUUUAAAAGAACACUCCUAGUACCAUAAUCAUUACAGCACACUGUAGUGAUUAUGGUGAAAAUAGUGCACUGCAUUUAAACUAUUCUCUACCUUCCACUUCCUGCCUGCCCUGAUAGGUUUAGGAUUUAGUUAAGAGAACUUUUGACUAUUAGUAGUAGUCCAGGCAGGGGGAGCAGUGCCCAACACACACCAGCUAAGGUGUAAAAUUGUUUGACUACUUACUGUGGGGGGUGUACGGGCUCUCCUGGCACCAUAACUACUGCAGAAUUCUGUUGUAAGUGUGUAAAAAAUGGGCUCUGAGUGAUAAUGACCACCAAACGUAUUGAUCAUUAAUCUUAUUGACCAUCAAGCCAAAAUAGUAAAAGUAGAUAUAUUUUUCAAUUCUGUGAUUAUUGGCUUCAGUUUUUCAUUUCAAUUUCCCCACAUUUCAUUUUAUGGUUAGGGGUGGGGGAUUUAAUUUCCGCCCUUUACAAGAAAACUAUUGUAAUGGAAUUUGCGUAAACUUCUGCUUUCUUAGAAUGUUUUCUAUUUUUAAAAUGACAAUUUGUAUUUUUCUUACAUUCAGUAUAGUUAAAGAAUUCAAUACGGUAUUACUGUGUCGUAAUCUUUAACCCCUUAAGGACCAAACUUCUGGAAUAAAAGGGAAUCAUGACAUGUGUCCUUAAGGGGUUAAAGGAACAGUAAAAUGUGUUGGAAUCCUUGCCGCUGAGUUAUUCUUUCAUUAGUAGAUAAGAUUUGAAAAAAAACGGGUGGAUUUAAUUUUUUUUUUUUUAUAUAUAUUUUUGUGAAGUAUAGGAGGUGUUACCGUAGUGAUAAUAGAUCACUUGCCUUUUUGACAAUAAAAUUACACUAAAGUAGGUUUAUUAGAUCCCAUCACAUCGACAUGUUCUAAAUGUAUAUGAUCUAUAAUAACUACAGUAUUAGUAAAGUGUGAAAAUGUGCAGUAAAGUUAGCAUGCUUUCAAAAACAAAUAUUAGUAGUGUAUUUUUUUUUUUAAAUAUCCUUUAUACAAAUGCAAAGUGAGUGAACAGAAAAUAAUUCUAAAUCAAAUCCAUAUUUGGUGUGACAACCAUUUGCCUUCAAAACAACACUUAUUCUUCUAGUAACACCUGCGCUCAUUUUUGUAAGGAACUCUGCAGGUAGGUUGUUCCAAACAUAUUGAAGAACUAACCACAGUUCUUCUCGGGCAUAGUCUUUUAUGUUAUGUUCAGUGCUCUGGACUCCUUCUGCUGUAGGUUUGGGUUCGCUGUCAUCCUGCAGAAUAGAUUUGGAGCCGAUCCGAUGUCUCCCUGAUGGUAUUACAUAAAGAAUAAGUGUCUGCGUGUACUUCUCAGCAUUGAGGAGACCAUUAACUCUGACUAAAUCCCCAACUCCAUUUUCAAAAUGCAGCCCUACAGUUGCAAGGAACCUCCACCAUGCUUUUUGGCACCAGGGGAAUCGUCACCAGCACCUCUCUCUCUGAGCCGGUGUCUGUUACCUCUGAGCCAGCCAUUAAAAAUUCUAUAGCUCUCGUCGGUACUAAACUUGCUAAGCAUGGUGUAUAAAUAAAAUGUAACUAAAUAACAUUGUUUAUAUUUUACAUUUUUAAAACUAUUUUUGCUUUACACCUCUAACUAGUUAGUUCAGCUAUUCCUUCUCAAAAAACUGUAGUUGUAGCCGAACAAUGUCCACGAAACCGAUCUCUUAAAGUGAGAUCACUCUUUCCGACAUAAUAUAUAGUUUGCAAGGGCAAUUGAUUAAAUCCAAUAAGCUGUGCUACAGGUGAUGCGAUAGCCUGAUUAACCUUUUUACCAGAGUAGGUCAAAUAUCAGUACACUUAUAGCAUCCUUCUUUGUUUUGUUUUUUUGUUUUGUUUUUAAUAUAACCAGCAUGAGAAUAAAAUUUGCAUUUUUAAAACAAACUGCUUGUAUGCAAUAAGUGGACGUAAAUGGAAAAUGGUGGACAAACUUGGAUCAUGAGAUAAAAAAAAUCCCAUCUUUGAUAAUUCAUCUGGAUAUGUUGGGACUAUGAAAAGUAUAAGGGAGUGUAAUCCAUUUGGGUUUUUCUUGAUGAAAAGAUUGCCCAAGCACGAGACAAUGAUUUUAAAACUAUUUCACGGUGGUAUUUUCUAGCGGCAUAUGCCAUCUUUAUUUAAUCCAAUUGCCUGUUGGCAAUGACAGUCUGAAUUAUUUCAAAGGACCCUCAAAAAUUUGGAAACUGGAAGGGAUCUUUUCACUGGCAGAUGAAAACUGUUGAAGAGAAUCAAUGUGUUUUUGUCUGAAGAUUUCUUAUGUUACCUAUAACCGCAGUGAUCAUGUGUUAUGUUAAUUUCACCAUCCAUAAAACUGAUACAAUGUGUUUCAUAUGUCAAAGUUAGUUUAACCCCUUGAGGACCAAACUUCUAGAAUAAAAGGGAAUCAUGACAUGGGUUAAUUGGAGUCUCCAAAGGAGUAAUAGUUUCAAUUAUCUGUAUCAAUUAUCCCUUGCGGCAUUGUCCCAAAUCAUGACAAUAUCAUUGACAAAUCUUGCAUAAAUUAAGAUUAUGACCAAAUGUUUCCAAAAUCUACUGUGAUAAAAAAAAAAAUAGCAUAAAGCAAUUUGCAUAUGUGGCCACUACUGGCGACCCCAUAGCAGUCUCGGCAAUUUAAAAAUAAAACUGUUUCUCAAACCUAAAGUAAUUGCAAGUGAGUAAUAAAUACAUGUCCAGAAGAAAUUCAAAUCCUACAUACACAUUUUUUACAUCUGCUGUAAAACUAUUUGUAAUCUUAUCCAGAAAAUCUGCAGUGUCCUUUCAACAAAAAGGUAAAGUAUUCACACUGGUUUUGCAAUGUUGAUCCACAAACUUGUCUGUGGGCUCUAGAAUACUACCACAAGCAGACACAAUAGGUCUGUCAGUAGAAUGUUGUGAAUCCUCAUGAAUCUUAGGUGACCUAUACAAAAUGGGUACCCUGGGAUGUUUUUCAAAAAGAAAUUGUAAAUACUGCUCAUCAAAAAUUCUAGUUGAUAGAUGGCCCUCUUGCAAUAAGAGCGUGAGCUUUGUGCCACAUUAGAAGUAGGGUCAAAAUUAAUUCUCUUCUAUAUGUUUUGAUCUGCUAAAUGGGAAAGAAUCUCCUCUCUAUGAUCAGUUUUGAAGGACACUAGCUCCACCUUUAUCAGCUUGGUGGUUCACAAAAGUGUUGUCCUGUGCCAAAUGCGUUUUUGACUAGACAAAUUAUGUACUUUAUCCCUAGAAUUCACGGCAGAGUUUAUCAUCUUGUACCAGUUAUUCAUUGAUCACGAUUGGAGUUUUAUAGUUAAUGUUCUGCACAUGUGGUUUUGCUUUGAGAUCAAUUUUUUUUUCUUCUUUUUUUGUACUCUUGUUUAAAAGGUCAACAUGUUGCUUUAACUGUUUUGUGAAAAAGUAUGGUCUGUUGACCGCAUAAAUGCCAAGUUAUUUGAGAUCUGAUGUCAUCAAAGUAGAACCUGACUUUGGAUGUACUGACAUUUCUCCGACUUUGCUGUCCCCUAAAAAGUUAGCUAUGAUCUACAUCUGUAAAUCUAACGAUCCCUUUUUAUGUAAAUGCACAGCACACUGAAGAAUCUGCUUAAAUUGCUACACUGUGAUGCAAUUCAAUUUUUCUAGUUCAGUUUACCUUGGUGUGUAAAUGAUUAUUUUUUUUAACAGGCAUGUUCCAAACUCUCUGUGGAAAGAUUAUGAAAUGGGAUCAGAGACCAAGAGAGAGAAAGCAGUGAAGUCUGACCCCUACUGGAGUAGAAGACUCAUCCUGAGUCAUGGCACAGGAAGGGCCUAGUGUUACCGGGAUAGCAAUGAGUGUCUUCUAAAUGACUUGGCACCCUGCGGAAAAAGUCAUGUUUAUAAAGUUUGUAGGAGUUACCUUUUAUUGCUCAACAAAGCCCAGCAUUUUAUAGAAACUGGCUAAUGAGAGCGACCGAGGAGAAAUGGGAGAAACACAACCCUAGCUGUAUUUGGACUGGUUAACUUGAAUACAGCUUAUGUUGCAGUUUUAGAUUGAUAAUUUAUUUAAUUUAUGACUAAUCAUGCACCCAGAUGGUUCUAAACUCCUCUCCCUCGAUCCUUGGCUAUCACUGCUAUAGAAUGUGCUUUCAGCUUCCCCCAUCGAUUAGAAUAAUUUUACAUAUAUCUGUCAUGAGAUGAAGUUUGCACGGUGCACACCCAGAGUUUUAGCAUUAGAUGUGGCAGAUGGUCAAUAACAUUCAGUGUUCAGUUACUGCACCGUCAUAUACUGUAUUUGCCUUGUUUUCGUAAUUAAGUAUUCAAAUCCUUGUUGCACUGAUUUAUACAGCUAAACUUUAAAGGACCACUCUAGGCACCCAGACCACUUCAGCUUAAUGAAGUAGUCUGGGUGCCAGGUCCCUCUAGGGUUAACCCUUUUUUUUCCCCCAUAAACUGCUAUGUUUAUGUUAGGGUUAAUGCAGCCUCCAAAUCCUCUAGUGGCUGUCUCAUUGACAGCCCCUAGAGGCGUUUGCGUGCUUCUCACUGUGAAAAUCACAGUGAGAAGACGACAGCGUCCAUAGGAAAGCAUUGUAAAUGCUUUCCUAUGAGACCGGCUGAAUGCGCGUGCAGCUCUUGCUGCGCAUGUGCAUUCAGCCGAAGAGGAGGAUCGGAGGUGGAGAGGAGGAGGAGAGCUCGGCGUUUGAAUAAAGGUAAGUUUAACCCAUUUCCUCGCCAUCCAGCCCGGCGGGAGGGGGUCCCUGAGGGUGGGGGCACCCUCAGUGCACUAUAGUGCCAGGAAAACGAGUAUGUUUUCCUGGCACUAUAGUGGUCCUUUAAGUCCUAGUCCGUGACCAGGUACUACACAAAUGAUCCUAAUGGCUUAUACCUUUCCUCUGUAUAAUGCAGAUAUCGGUGAGCAACAAAAGGCAAAAUUAUCCAAAUUCCAGAACUAGGACCUGUAUAUUUGUAACUUCUCUAAAUGUACACUUCGAUUUAAACUAUUAGAUUAUGGGAUUAUUAAAGCGUACAAGCUGCCGUCUUCCUGCGAACUCAGCUUAUUUUGGUUCCAUUUUAGCGAUAGUGUGGUAAAUCCCCAAAUACAUAGUUUCCUAAAACAUUCUGCGUUCACAAUUCUUUACUUAUUGCCAUUAAUGUGUUUACUCUGGAGACUGGGGACUUUGGAGAAUUAGAAAACUGCAAAUUGGAGGCAAAAACAGUUGAUAUGGAAGAGUUCUCUCUCUGGUGGUCUGUAUUGCUUUGAACAUAUUACAAUGGAAGGUCGGAGAGGUCUAUUAUUUUUAAUUGUGUUUCUUUAUUAUAGCCAAUAGGUCACCUUGCCCCCCUUUUUAAUGUUUCUGUAGAUGAUUCACAAUUACAUGGAACACUUGGAGCGAACAAAACUCCAGCAGAUUAUUGGAGGGGACCAGCUGGAAUCUACCAUGCACAGUAAAAUUAGGUAAGAACUGUUUUGCUUAACAUAAAUUGGGUGGGAGGGGGCACACCCACCCCUACAACGUUUGUUAAACAGAGAGAAUGUAUCCAUUGUGUGUUUAAAUCCUAGAACAAUUACUCGGCUGAUGCAGAGAAGUUUGCUGAAUGUUUGGAAUUUAGUAGGAGAACAGAGAUGAAAUUCGCUGAAACUAAAACUUUAGCUACUUAAGAUUUUUUUUUAAUUUUUUGUGUAUUUUUAAUAGUAUGUGUUCGUGUUUUUAAAUAUUAACCUUGUUAAUGUUUUUUGGUGUGUGUGUUGUUUUUUUUUUUUUGUAAAUUAUUUUGUGAAAUGAAUUAAAAAAAAUAAAAUAUUUAGGUGGAAGUUUGAAAUAAAAUGUAAACUAUAAAACAAUGUUGCUUUUCGAGCAUUCAGUCUGUAUAGGUUUGUUUUUUGAACUGCUCAAGUCACAGAAUAGUUAAUGGAAGCGUAUUGGAUGCCGCCUGGGAGAGAGCAGCCUGCCCCUGAUUUAUUUAUUUAUCUCUGAAAGAGCGAGCUAGAGGGAGAGAGAGCAGUCAGGGGGAUGAUGUCAUCGGUCUUUGGCUGCUGCAGGAUCGGGAAGAACUGCAGCUAAUGGCAUUGUUUUUGUGGCAGCAGCUGAAUGAAAGGCUCUCGGCAGACCCAAGAUACACCCUUAUUAGCCGUGUAGCUUUCUCGAUACCGGCGUGCCACCAUGCCAUCUCAGCGCCAUGAGUCCCAGAUGCAUGCUUUUGUUUGUGUUUGGCUUUGUUGGCGGGGCGGUGGUCAUUAAUUCGGCGAUUUUAGUGUCCCUCUCCGUUCUGUUACUUGUGCAUUUCUCGUUCUCCAACGGCUUGCCGGCAUUAACGCAGAAGCUCCCGAGGAUACUCAGGUACGAAGGCCUUGCAUGUCUGCUUUUCUUUAACCCUACGUGUGCAGUAAUGGCUGGCGAUGUAUUAGUCAUCCCUACGUCAGAGAAGGGAUUUUCUCUUUCAUUUCUGAUUGUGCGAUUUUUGCCAUCACCUGUCUUAAUAUUUUUAUAGGAUAACUAAGUCUGCACUUUGGAACGGUGUAUUUACUGCUUAGAAUGUUCCAAAAAUACAGAAUUUUUAAUACUGCGUUAAGUGGUUUGAUGUAUCAGAUCUAACUUGGCCUGUUCCAUAAUAAUAACUCUUAUUCUCUAGACUGUGUGUAUCCCUCUUUGACUUGAAAAGAACAAGCUACUGAUAGAAGUAUAGUGCAUUAUUAUUAUUUUAAGUAUAAACACUGAAUGAGGCUUUACUAGAUAUAUUGUCAAGCGAAUAACUAUCUUUCUUUUCAUCAACCUUUAUAUUAAGUAUGUUUUAAAGUAAUACAUAAUUUAAUAAACUUAUUCAUAAUUGCACCAGUGCCCUCUUAAUCCUGACCUGUGACUUUAUUUCCUUUUUAAUGUGUAUCAGGAAAGAGAUUUGAUUUAUCUUGGUUUAUUAACUAUCACUGUGAUGAAUGUGAGUUGCCAGAGACUACAGCUACAAUUUAAUAAUCUUCUACGGAGUUGAUUAAGGUGAUUUUUCCUUAACAAACUCUGCUCGUAAAGCAGUCACCUUGCUGUAGCUUGUGGCAUGCUCUGUGUGAUGAAAAAAUGACUUUCUAAUUAGUGCCUUCAUUUUAAAUCCAUGGGGAGACAUUGUUUUUGUUCUACCCGAGCUCUGUGCUAUUUAUCACUGUCUGUAGAUAGGCAGAAAGCAUUUGUGCUCUAACCUACAGUCUCCCUCCCGUGCAUCUGUGUUACUGUAUAAUAUACACGCUCCCAUGGGAUGCGUCAACCGGAAUAGUGUGUAUUGGCUUAAUGAAGUACUCGAGAAUUAGAGCAAUCUGAUCUAAUGAAGGGUAAAGAGGGCACAUUUCUGCAGUGUCAGCUGCGUAGUACUAGCAAGGACAUUUCAAAUACGCAGCUCUUAUUAAUGGGGUUUCACAACAAAUAUCUUCAUUCUUCUGAGCCUUGGGAUUCCUUGUUUACUGUGCGUCGUAGCUUGUCCUCCUUUAUACAUGGCACUGAGUAACAUCCAGAGCUAUGUACUCUGUCAUAUUAAAUUUUUAGCUUUAACUGGGGAGUGCAGCUUUGAAAUUAUUUAAAAAAUAAAUAAAAAGUUGGUUAAUGAGUGUAAUGUGCAUUAAAUAUUAACCCCUCUGUACAUUUUUAAUUUAUUUCCCUUAAUGUAGCAAGUACUGCAUUUUAUACAUUGUCUGUGUUGUAGCUUAACAGUGCUUGUACUCACUAGCCAUGAACAGGAGGAGAGGAAUUCACGAAUACAGAGUCAUUAUUGCCUUAUUGAUUGAUACAUUAUCCUUGAUGGCUGUUUUGACAUGUUGAGUGUAUGUGCUCACCGCAAACUUGAGCUAAAAUAGAGGCACGUGAUUGGAUCAAAUUGCUUUUCAUUUUUAAUCAAAUCAGAAAAGCUUGUAAUUCCCCUGAAUUACAAAUUCUUAGACUUUGCCUCCACUAGGACUCCUGACUGGCACCAUUAUGUUACCAUAUCGCUGAUGGCUCCUUUUGUGUGUGUCUGUCAAGUGUUUAGUACUGUACUGUGUCAGGCGGUGACUCUGCAAAGUUUGAUAGAAGGGCAAGAGGGAAAAGCUGCUUGCUGGGAGAUACCAUGACUGCCGUCAUCCCAUGUAGUAGCUUAUAGGGUCGGUGAAGGUUUACGUUAGAGGCAUAGAGACAGAAAAACAUCUAUAAGACUGUAAUUGGCUUCCUGUAUUGAAAGGGACAGUCAAAGCUCCAUUGCAACCUGCAUAGGUUAUGAUAUGUCACGAACCCUUGACACAAAGUAGCUUACAACUGCAGGAAUUAGCUAAUAUUUCUGCAGGGAUAAGACUGUGUAUUUAGUGACUGAAAUUAAAGGAGGAAUUUGACUUCCAGCUUGGCAAUGGUCCAUUUAAGUUGUGUGGGUGUGUGGUGUGUGCGCAUGUUCGUCGUCUUCACUCCUAGCUCUCAGAGGGCAGCCCACUUCACAAAACUGUGAAUGUGGCAUGCAAAUACUGUUAACAGCAGAGGUAUGACUGAAGUCUACUUAUUGACUGAUUUCGAGAUGAGUGGAAAUGUGGCUGGGUGCUGGACUUCAUAACCCAAGAAACCCUUGCAGGACAAAAAAAUAAAACAGCACAGAUGUUAGUGGUUGGUGGAUCCUCUUCUGGAUUUAAGAGGUCUGCCAUCUUCUGAUUUUAGUGUAUUGAUCAAAGCUGCAGGAACUUUUGAGAUAUGGAUUUAUGCAUUGCUUACGUUCUUUCUGUUCUGUUGCCUUGUUAGCUGUCAAUUCAUCCCCCCAAACUACGUCUUCUAUAAUUAUCUGCUUUUCUCUGGCAAUCCAAUAGGGUGAGCUGCAGUCAAACUACUGCAGGUUGAGUUGACACCCCUGUCCUAAACUCCCAUGUGCUUAGUCUGACUCCUUAAGCAGACAGGACAUAUUAAUCUUCCUUAAAAUUGGUUAAAUAAUGGGAAGGAUUAAUCCUGGACAUCCAUUGAAAGUGAAUUUCAAACAUAAAGUGGCACUGUCAUUCCCCCCACCCCAAAAUCAUAAGAUAUUCUAAGACAGAGCUACCUCCGUCAAGAAGCUUGGACUUGUCACCAGUGGGGUACCUCAGGGAUCUGUACUUGGACCCAUUCUCUUUAAUAUUUUUAUUAGUGAUAUUGCAGAAGGUCUUGAUGGUAAGGUAUGUCUUUUUGCUGAUGAUACUAAGAUAUGUAACAGGGUUGAUGUUCCAGGAGGGAUAAGCCAAAUGACAAAUGAUUUAGGUAAACUAGAAAAAUGGUCAGAAUUGUGGCAACUGACAUUUAAUGUGGAUAAGUGCAAGAUAAUGCAUCUUGGACGUAAAAACCCAAGGGCAGAGUACAGAAUAUUUGAUAGUCCUAACCUCAACAUAUGAGGAAAGGGAUUUAGGGGUGAUUAUUUUUGAUGACUUAAAGGUAGGCAGGCAAUGUAAUAGAGCAGCACGAAAUGCUAGCAGAAUGCUUGGUUGUAUAGGGAGAGGUAUUAGCAGUAGAAAGAGGGAAGUGCUUAUGCCAUUGUACAGAACACUGGUGAGAUCUCACUUGGAGUAUUGUACACAGUACUGGAGACCGUAUCUUCAGAAGGAUAUUGAUACCUUAGAGAGGGUUCAGAGAAGGGCUACUAAACUGGUUCAUGGAUUGCGGGAUAAAACUUACCAGGAAAGGUUAAAGGAUCUUAACAUGUAUAGCUUGGAGGAAAGACGAGACAGGGGGGAUAUGAUAGAAACAUUUAAAUAUAUAAAGGGAAUCAACACAGUAAAGGAGGAGACUGUAUUUAAAAGAAGAAAAACUACCACAACAAGAGGACAUAGUCUUAAAUUAGAGGGACAAAGGUUUAAAAAUAAUAUCAGGAAGUAUUACUUUACUGAGAGGGUAGUGGAUGCAUGGAAUAGCCUUCCAGCUGAAGUGGUAGAGGUUAACACAGUGAAAGGAGUUUAAGCAUGCGUGGGAUAGGCAUAAGGCUAUCCUAACUAUUAGAUAAGGCCAGGGACUAAUGAAAGUAUUUAGAAAAUUGGGCAGACUAGAUGGGCAGAAUGGUUCUUAUCUGCCGUCACAUUCUAUGUUUCUAUAAGAAGUGUCUGUCCCCCAGCAGUCACCAGUGACAGCUGCAGGUUAUUAAUCGCUGUCUAUGGACGGUUUCGCGGGAUCCUCCAUAGAUCUUGUGGCUGUACUCUUGUGCAUGUGCAAGACUACAGCAGGGACAUCGGCUCCUGCAAUCUCAAGCAGGAGCAGAAGAGGACUGGCCGGAAAAAGAUGGAGGUUGCUGAGAGGGGGAGGUUCAAAUAAGUAGAACCCAGAAUGCAAAUUAUACAAAGUCCUCAGGCGGUGACAGUGCCACUUUAAGACUAAAGUAGCCAAACCAGAAUAGCUUUCUAGUUUGUCUAUUUUGGCCUUAAACGUGAAAUAAACUUUGCGUUCUCACUUUAUGAAAUAAUGCUGUAAGUCAUCUCACAGGGGACAGUCAUAGAAAGGCAUAUGAAUGUUUGAUAAUAAAUUACAAUUCGACAAAGUAUAAUGAAGAACUUGCCAUUCUCUGGAAACCUGUAUUGAAGUGCGACUUUGUUUUUAUAUUUCCACAGUUUAGGUUUGCUCCUAAACAAUGUAUUCCUUUUUAUUUCCUCCUAAACAGAAAAGACCGCCCCAUCUCUCUCGGAAUCUUUCCUUUGGCUUCUGGAGAUUCUUUGGUUUUACCAGAUGCACGUGGCGGUGAAACACCAGGAAAUGGACCGUGGAAACUUCAAGAACAAAACCACGCACGCUGUAAUACCAGUUUGAAGGUAAAGAUUCGCCCCAGCAGAGGGUUCGAUACAUCAGGCCUAGCCUCAGUGAUUAAGGGGGACACGUCAGAAUUAGAAUUGGUGAGCACCAGGAGUUAUAUCAGAUAGAAUGUUUUUAUAAUUUUGUGAAGUUCCCAUCCAGGAAUUUAUUUUGAGGACAUGUACACAGGUUUUAAUUCAAUGUUAUCUCAUCACACUUGUUUUUGAAUCUUGUUUUAGGAUGAAUUUUUAAAGAUUAGCCAGUCAGGUCCCAAGACCGGCAGUACCGAUUCAGACAACAUGGUCCAUGCCGCCUCCAAGGCACAGAAAGAUGAUGUCAUAAGGCAAGCCAAUGCAAAGAAUAACAAUCUGCCAAAUAACAAGAACAGCGAUGAUGUGCGUGUCACUCAGGAGACCACUGCACCAUCGAUGGGUAAGCAGUCUUAAAGGGUCCGUAUGCAUUACAAAGUCAGCCUUUAUUCACCACCACAGUUCAGUCUCUUUGUGGUAAUAGCUAAGGGCUUGGUUCGAACUACUACCACUAGUGCUGAGAUUCUCUCUGUUACAUUGUUGGGAUGAUACUAAAGUUUCCAUGUGAUGAUAAUUUGUGAGAACGCAAUGUAGCACACUGUACAUUUUGGGUGAAACAAAUCCUGUUCUGUUUGACUUUAUUUUCUGUCAGGUUUCUGGUUAUGCUUCCUAUAGUAACUGUGCUAAAGCUUAUGCCUCCCAUGGUCUCUGAAUUUACUUAGUAGCCAAUUUGGUCAGAAGAGCCGAUCAAAAAUGUAUGUGCAUUCGCGAUGAUGUGAUACCAUGGUAACUAUCAUAGAAACUGUCCUCGUUGCAGGAUCCGCAAUGUAUUCUCAAUGAAAACCUUUUUGGUUUUGGCCCAAAACAUCCUUGGUUUGACUCCUUUUUUUUUUUUUUAAUAGUUUUUUUUGUACAUCCUGUAUUUCACUUUAUAUGCAACUUUUUUAUGCAUUCGUAUUUGUCACAGCAACUGGUCCCUCUGUGUAUCAUGGUAAUUGUCUGUUAAAUAAUUGAUGUUGAUUUUUCCACAUGGAUAGGAAAUGGCAAUUGAAAAUGAUGUACUCUUGUAAAUUCUGAUCCCAGAACAGAGUUUUUUGGAGAAUACAUCCAUCAAUAAAAUAAGAAAACUACACCAUACAAAUUCUAAAUAGUAUUCUUUAUUUUGUGAGAUUACUGAUAGGAAAAAAAAAUGCAAUUUCCAGGGAAUAUAAGCAAGGACUGUUUUGGUCUCCGUGGAUAUUUUGUUCUCGCAUGGCUAGUGAUGCAGCAUCAGACACGGCCACUUUUACUACAUAUAACAUUACUGCUGAAAUAACUCCACUACCACAAAGUCAGAAUGCACACCCGAAAACCACGGAUGACUGAGGAGAAUGUCUAGUGCUCUGGAACAUCAGGGAGUUUUGUUUUAUACUACGUUUAAGUCGUUGUUUCUGCACUGGUAUUCUGUUCAUAUGGACUCAAACUUCGCAUCUGAACAAAGAGAUGCCAAAAUGAUUAUUUUUAUUUUUUUAUUUUUUAAUUAAAUACAAAUCAUUAAGGUACUGCAUAGCCCUUGUCGUGAACCUGCACAGUUUGUUUAGGACCUGUGAAUAAUGCAGAUUUUCAAUCUUUCUUUUUAUAGUUAUGAACCAAUACACUUUUAUAUUAUUAUUUUUAUACGUUGUGCUUACUUGGAUGCAUCUUUAAACACUAUUAAUCUAUUCUACAUAAUGUGUUUUUUCUAUCUUGUUUUGUGCUUUUAUUGUUCGAUCCAUGGUUAGGCCUCUAGAUGGGGUUUUGUGUUGCACUAAGCCUGCAUUACAGCCUUUAACUGUGUUGCAGGUUGUUUUUGUAAGACUUUCUUUUCUUAUUGGUAGGGAUUCUCUAACCUAUACAAGUCAGAUCUUUGUCACAGCAUUUUUCUUAAAUCCCAGAUAACUAUAUAGUUGUCCUUAAUGUCUUUACCAAAUAAUUUAUUAAUGCUAGGCUCCCUUUUAAUGGAUUGAUUUUUAAAGAACAUAUUGAUUACGUCUGCGCUGAAGGUAACGUUGCCAGAUUUCAAUGUGAAAGAAAGGACUCUGCAGGAUGUUAAGUGCAAACAAAGCAUUUUGUUGUGGGGUAAUGGCUGAUAGAACCGCAAUACAUUAAAGUAGCGUUGGUAGACUGAUGGCCUCGGGCUUUGUAAAUGUGAUGGUGGUCAAUACAAGUCUCAUUUCUGUUCUGUAGAGUUUUGUUGGUUUUUUGUUGUUGUAAAUAUUGAAACCAUAUGGACCUGUAGUAAUGGGGUGAUCUUCCUGUGCUCUCCUGUAUAGUACAGCACCCUAUUAAUAUAUAGUACUCGAGGUAAUGGUUAUUGGUUCUCUGUGUGACACAGCGUUUUAUUAAUAUAUAUUACUCGAGGUAAUGGUUUUUGGCUCUCUGUGUGAUACAGCGUUUUAUUAAUAUAUAGUACUCGAGGUAAUGGUUUUUGGCUCUCUGUGUGACACAGCGUUUUAUUAAUAUAUAGUACUUGAGGUAAUGGUUUUUGGCUCUCUGUGUGAUACAGCGUUUUAUUAAUAUAUAGUACUCGAGGUAACGUUUUUUGGUUCUUUGUCUGACACAGCGUUUUAUUAAUAUAUAUAGUACUCGAGGUAACGUUUUUUGGUUCUCUGUGUGACACAGCGUUUUAUUAAUAUAUAGUACUCGAGGUAAUGGUUUUUGGCUCUCUGUGUGACACAGCGUUUUAUUAAUAUAUAGGUAAUGUUUUCUUGGUGGGUGUGUGUUUUUAUAUGGUUUUGUUACACAAGUAAUGUAUCAUUUUUCUUGAGAUGGUGCAGAUAAUCUUCUCUGGAGUUUCCUGCCUAACUGAAAUGUAAUUUAAUUGGAACCGGUUUAAUUUGUAUCAGUCAAAUGUUAGUUUUUGAUGUGUGUGUGCUUUUUUUUCCCCCCCAGUUGUUUCUUUCUUAAAUCCAUUACUUUGACAUCAUAAAAAUAAAGUGACAAUAUAGGCACCAAAACUGUAGCUUAAUGAAGCCAUUUUGGUGUAUAGAUCAUGUUUAUACAGCCCUGGUCACGUGCCCCUGCAUGUGACUUGCACAGCCGUCCUAAACACCUCCUGUAAAGAGAGAUCUAAUGUUUAAACUUCCUUUACUGCACAUUCUGUUUAAUUUAGAAUUUCUUCUCUCCAUAUCUGACAAUAAUCUGCUACAGCCUGCAGGAGCCUCCUGUCUGUGAUUAAAGUUUUAAUUUACAGAGCAGAAGAUAAAAAGAAUAAAACUCCUACAGCGAAAUAUCUGAUUAAAAUGGAACCAUUUUUUUUUUCAUGCAGCUAUCGGUGUGAUCCAGUCUUGGGAGGUUUGGCCAGGGCUGUAUAAACACAAAGAAAAGCUUUGUUUGUUUGUUUGUUUUUGUGUUUAUCUCCUAAAUGGCAGAGAAUUGAGCAGGGACUGCAGGGAAAUGAUCAAUACACCAAAACUGCUUCGUUAAACUGAAGUUGUUUUGGUGACUGUGGUAUCCUUUUAAUGGCAUUUUGCUUAUGCAUUUAUUAUUUCAGGUCUAUGAUCCCAAUCAAUAUUUAGCAGUUAUCGGAAACAUUUUACAAUUGCAAUUUUAAAGCUAAACAUUUAAAUGAACACUGCAAUGUAAUCAAUUAACUAUCAGAGCUCAAAAUUUCCUCUAGCCAUUGGCUAAUGAAAAUUCCACCAUACGAGUAGAAAUUCAGUGUGUUCGUGAUUCUCCUGGCUUUUAUGCUUAUACUAUCCCUUUAAAAAGUCACUGGUCACCUGGAAUAAAAUGUAACUUUUUAAUGCAUUUCUUCAAUUCACAACUUUGGGUUUGUUUUUAUAUAUAUAUAUUCAUAUAAACCGUGGUCGUUUUCCCCUAUAAAGCAGCUUAAUAUUAGAUUUUUUUAUUUUUUAUUUUUUUUUUAUAGGUACCAAUAACAAUGAGGAGAAAUCUGAGGUUCAGUCAAUCAUUGAAUCAACACCAGAGCUGGACAUGGAUAAGGAACCCAAAGGAUUUCAGUUUUCCAGGUACAAAUUUUAUUUGCUGAAACUUUGGGCCUUAAAGGGACACUAUAGUCACCAGAACGACUACAGCUUAAUGUAGUUGUUUUGGUGAGUAUAGUCAGUCCCUGCAGAUUUUUUUUUAUUUUGUGUUUACAUUAAAGACUGGGGACUCCUCCAGUGGACCCUCCUCCGGUGGCUGGAGGUGCUUCUUGGGGCAGUGGUAACACUAUAGGGUCAGGAAUACAUGUUUGUGUUCCUCACCAUAUAGUGUUCCUUUAAUUACUAAAACCACACAUUGGUGCUAGGCUAUUUUUGUGCACAGGAGGUCUGUCCGCAUUAUGGGCAAAUGGUAUAGGUUCUCUCUCCAAUGACACUUGUGAGCAAAAUGUAUUUCAGACAUUUUUAAUUGUUCUCUACUCUGUUUUGGCUUAACCUCUACAACUGGCCCUCUGCAUUCUGGUGUCAAUGACUGAAAUACUGAGCAUAUGCGUCUUAGAAGGAGCACAAGUGUUCUAAUCCCAGUCGAGUCCUCUUAAUAGGUUUUCUGAUACCUGCCAACCCAGGACUCUUGUUUUAACUGUAUACCUGAUAUUGUCAGCCAGUAAACACUGCUGGCCCCAGAACCAGGGCAUCUUUGUUUGCCAGUUAUAUAUACCUUACAACUCACAUUUUUGUAGAAACUGAAGUGAAGUUAGAAAACCACUCAAAAGUUUUCCUCGUCCUCCGAAUUAUGCAUGUAUUUAUUUUUCACCAUUUUUUUCCCUCCACGUUCAGUACUCCAACAAAGGGCAUUGAAAACAAAGGGUUUGAUCGGAACACGGAAUCCUUGUUUGAGGAGCUUUCAUCAGCUGGAACAGACCUAAUCGGGGACGUUGAUGAAGGUGCAGAUCUGUUAGGUAAGCUUUUUUAUGUUGCUGGAUUGGCUUCUGCUUUGUUAACCACAAAAAAAGAACCUAUAAAUUCUGCAGUAGAUUUAAAUGUAGAUUAGAGCAUAAUGCGAAACUCUUAGUUCUUAUAAUCUGCUCCAUGCACGAACAACUGAGAAAUAUGUAUGAGGAAAGACCAGAAACCGAGAUUCAGGGGCUUCUAAUGGACACAGUAAGGGGAAAUAAAUAAAAGGUGAUAGAACAAUGCACAUUUAUUAUGGGAUGGAACGGCCUGUAAGGCUAGUGUUAACUGUAAUAUUUAUAUAUAAUAAAAUAUAUCUCUUACAGGCAUCUUAACAAGAAGCAAUCUCUUCAAUGUUUGCUGUUCCAAGCCAUAAAACAUUAACGGUUUCUCAGUUUUGUUUUUUUUCGAAUAAUCUUGUUUAUUUCAGGAAUGGGGCGAGAAGUUGAAAAUCUUAUCCUAGAGAACUCCCAGCUUCUAGAAACAAAGUACGUGGCUUUAUGUAUCUCAUGUAUGCUACAAUUAUUAUAUAUAUUUUUUUUUUUCUCACCAUCUGAUCCUUUCUUCCUACAUUUUUAUGCUCCGAUUUCCAUCAGUCCAGUAGUAACAUUGCACAGUAGCUUGCUUUAAAUCCGUUCUUGUUUUCCUUGAUCUUUUUUGACCCAAACCCCUGUUUUCACUUCUUAAUAAAGAGGCCUCUAUAGUAGUUUGGGAUGUUUGUUGAGAUUUUGGUUUCAUAUACAUUUUAUUUUUCGGGGGGUCGGAGAGGGUUUAUUCCUAUUUGUGUACAUUUUUAGUACAUUUAUUUUACUUACAUUUUAAACUACUUUAUUUUUCCCCAUUGCCUAGAAAUGCUCUAAAUGUCGUGAAAAAUGAUUUGAUCGCAAAGUUGGAUGAGCUUGUGUGUGAGAAGCAGGUCUUGGAGGAAGAACUGUUGGUCAUAAAGCAGUCGAAAAGCAAGCUUGAGGAAAGGAACAAGGAACUGGAGGAAGAGCUGAAGAAGUGGGUAUUUCAGCUCUGCAGACAAUCCAGGGCUUUAUUUUGCAUAAUUAUCGGCCAGCCUUUAGCCAUCCACAAUAUAUUUAUUGAAGACUUACAUUCUGUUUCUCCCGGACACUGGCAACCAUUUCCCCCACCCCACACCCCUCUAUUAUUAAGAUUAGCACCAGAUAAGCCAGGAACACAUAUUACUAUGUUAUUAGAUUAUUAACCCCUUCAGUACCAAAUAAAGGUAUUCUUCCCCCCCCCCCCACACACACACACACAUUUUCUUAUAUCUUGAUCCUGUUUACACUUUGAAACCGUACAGUACAAAAGGGUUUAGUUGCAUAUGUGCUUUAACUCUUUCUAGGGCAAGGGCAGAGACUGAAGAAGCGCGGCAACGGGGCAAAGACGAGGAAGAUGUGAGUCUACUAAAAUGA
This is a messenger RNA of Pelobates cultripes (western spadefoot toad), 37058 nucleotides long. The record is from the annotation of a GenBank genome assembly. NCBI's taxonomy places the organism in Eukaryota, Metazoa, Chordata, Amphibia, Anura, Pelobatidae.